AUGUCUGAUGCAAAUGUAACAACAAAUGACAAUCAACGACAAUCUCGAUCUGAAUCCUUUGCAACACAGGAACAACUACCAAUGAAAACAACUCGUACUGGUAGUACAGCAAAUGGAAGUACUGGAAAAGAUCAAGCAAUUGUUCCUUCUACUACAUCAGUUGAUGAGCGUUCAAAAUAUCGAUCACCUUUAGUUUCACGUUAUGCAUCAGCCGAAAUGAGUUAUAAUUUUAGUGAUGUGAAAAAAUUUUCAACAUGGAGACGUCUUUGGUUUUGGUUGGCACAAUGUCAAAAGCAAUUAGGUUUAGAUAUAACUGAUGAACAAUUAGAUGAAAUGGAAAAAAAUUUAACAAAUAUUGAUUUUGAUAUUGCUGAAGCUGAAGAACGUCGACGACGACAUGAUGUUAUGGCACAUGUUCAUACAUUUGCUCGUUGUUGUCCAAAAGCUUCACCUAUUAUUCAUCUUGGUGCUACAUCUGCUUUUGUUGGUGAUAAUGCUGAUUUAAUUGUUAUGAGAGAUGGAUUUGAUAUUCUUAUUAAUAAACUUGUUCGAUGUAUUCAACGAUUAACACAAUUUGCACAAGAAUAUGCUUGUUUACCAACACUUGGUUAUACACAUAUGCAGCCUGCACAAUUGACAACAGUGGGUAAACGAGCAUGUGUCUGGAUACAAGAUUUAUUAAUGGAUUUAAAAAAUUUUGAACGAGUAAAAAGACAAUUAAAAUUUCGUGGAGUUAAAGGUACAACAGGAACUCAAGCAUCAUUUCUACAAUUAUUUAAUGGAGAUCAUUUUAAAGUUGAAGAAUUGGAUCGAAUGGUUACAGAAAUGGCUGGCUUUUCAAAAGCUUUUAUUAUUUGUGCUCAAACAUAUACACGUAAACUUGAUGUUGAAGUAGUCAGUGUUCUUUCAAGUUUUGGUGGUACAAUUCAUAAGAUGUGUACUGAUAUUCGUUUAUUAGCAAGUUUAAAAGAAAUCGAAGAACCAUUUGAAAUUGAACAAAUUGGUUCAAGUGCAAUGCCAUAUAAACGUAAUCCAAUGAGAUGUGAACGAUGUUGUUCACUUGCACGUCAUUUAAUGACAUUAAUUAAUGAUCCACUUGGUACACAUUCAGUUCAAUGGAUGGAACGAACAUUAGAUGAUAGUGCUAAUAAACGUAUUUGUAUUCCCGAAGCUUUUCUCACUGCGGAUAUAAUUUUAUUUACCUUAUUAAAUAUUUCUGAAGGUCUUGUUGUCUAUCCAAAAGUUAUUGAAAAACAUAUCAAACAAGAAUUACCAUUUAUGGCAACAGAAAAUUUAAUUAUGGCAAUGGUUUCUGCUGGUGGUAAUCGUCAAGAAUGUCAUGAAAAAAUUCGUACAUUAUCACAAAAAGCUGCUGAACGUGUUAAAAUGGAUGGUUUAGAUAAUGAUCUUGUUGAACGUGUUAAAAGUGAUCCAUAUUUUGCACCCAUUAUCAAUAAACUUGAUGUUCUUCUUGAUGCUAAAACAUUUAUUGGACGAGCACCCGAACAAGUUUAUGAAUUUAUUUCACGUGAAGUUGAACCAGCAUUAAAAAAUUAUGCAUCAAUCAUUGCACCAAAUGCAACUAAACCAACUGAAUUAAACGUUUAA
Messenger RNA from Rotaria sordida, 1608 nucleotides. Lineage: Eukaryota; Metazoa; Rotifera; Eurotatoria; Philodinida; Philodinidae. The record is from the annotation of a GenBank genome assembly.